Messenger RNA from Bradysia coprophila, 2307 nucleotides. RefSeq lists its product as uncharacterized. Gene Ontology annotation, biological process: proteolysis. The record is from RefSeq and is a predicted model, not a curated record. NCBI's taxonomy places the organism in Eukaryota, Metazoa, Arthropoda, Insecta, Diptera, Sciaridae. Gene Ontology annotation, molecular function: aspartic-type endopeptidase activity.
AUGUCGGCAAGAGAAGUCGAAGAACUAAAAGAAUUGGCCGCUGAAAUAAGUGAGGCUUUCGAAAAACACAAAAAACGCAACAAGCAAUCACAACAUGCAGAAUAUAAACGUAAACGUCUACAAGAAUUGGCUAAACUUUGGUUAGAUUUCAACAACGCCGCUAAGGAAGUGGAAAGCAAGAUAACCAUCGACGACACUUAUUCCAAAAUGAAACAAAUGGUCACUGACAAUUAUAAUGCUUAUUAUACGGCCUUGACAAACAUCGUAUGCAACGAUGAUGAAGAAGAGGAUCAAUACGAAACGGAUGUGGACAUGCGAACGCAAUAUGGAAGAUUGGACGCCAUAGCAAGGCAAGUGGCAGACCUGAACAUGAAAAUCGCAACUGAAGGGUUGAACGCCAUAUCACCUCAAUACGCGACAAUCAAGGCGAAGAAAAUUGGCGACAUUUGGAAUCGGAUCGAGUUGGAACACGAAGGAUUGAUUGGAAAUGUGAAUGCGAUUUACAACCAAAGAUUCGAUGAACUGGAGAAAGAGGUAGAGACUGCUUUGGUAACUCUACAAGGACAACUCCAGCAAGAUCAGGGUGCAAAGGAUGGAGUCAAAUUGGGUCGGGUGACGAUUCCGAAAUUUGGAGGUGAUUAUUUCAAGUGGGUCACCUUCAGAGAUCUGUUCUCAACGAUGGUUUUGAAGAAUAAGCAACUGUCACAAAGCCAAAAGAUGCAGAUAUUGAAAACAAAUCUGACCGGAGAAGCAGAGGACCUUAUCGGAGACUUAACGAUCUCUGAAGUCAACAUGAGUUGUGCCUGGGAUCGCUUGACGAACCGGUAUGAAAACAACAAGGUGGUUGUUUAUAAAUUGUUGGACAAACUGAUGAAUCAACCAACACCAAGAAAUGAGGCCAAAUCUCUGAAAAAGAUGUUGGAUACAACGGAUCAAGCCAUUUUGGCUUUGAGCAAUUUGGGACGACCAACGGGACAUUGGGAUGAUUGGAUUGUGCUAUGCAUCUCACACAAGUUCCCUGAAAACGUUCAACGAGAAUGGGAAAAGCAUGUCGGAACAUUGGUUGCUUUACCCACGUGGACACAACUGAAAACGUUCAUGGAGGAACAAUACCGAAUCAUGGAACGCAUUGAAAGCAGCAAUCGCCGACCAGAGCAACAGAAAUCUGGUCAAUUGAAAUCGUACCAGACCUCGAUCAACUCGGCAAACUGUGCAGCCUGCAAGGAGGAACAUCAGCUAUUUUCCUGUGAAAAAUGGAAAAAAAUGGAGGUUAAAGAUCGCUGGACUUUGGCGAAAAGGAAUAAAUUGUGCUUCAACUGUCUUCGCCAGCAUGAAGAAAAAUUGAGUUGCGACAAGAAGAAGCCGUGUAAGAAAUGCGACAAGAAACACAGCACUUGGCUACACGAAGCAAGGAAGCAUAACGGUAAUCAAGCAGGAGAAGUAGUGGUCCUACAUUCCAGCUUGACACCAAGGGAAAUAUUGUUAGCCACAGCAGUGAUUGAAGUCACAACUGAGGAUGGGAAAAAAUGGAAAGUACGAGCUCUGGUCGAUUCAGGAUCCCAAGGAUCAAUGAUGACGAGAAGAGCUGCUGACAUUUUGCAACUACCAUUGACAAAUUCAGAAAUAGAAGUGACUGGUGUGGGCGGGGCAGCCACUGGUCAAACAAAGAGAGCAUCAAUAAAAAUUUCACCGAGAUUCAAAAGCAGUUGGAGUUUAGAGGUAGAUGUAUACAUUUUGAAAAAUUUGACUAAAAUGUUGCCAGAUCAAGACUACAACCCCAGCCAAUGGAAUCAUUUGAAAGGACUGACCUGGGCAGACCCUAAGUUCUACGCAAGGGGUAAUGUGGACAUUCUAUUGGGAAUGGACGUCAUUGUCGAAAUUAUGAAGUCAGGGUUCGUGAAGGGACAAGAAGGGCAACCAAUCGCACAGGAAACAAAAAUUGGAUGGAUAAUGUCCGGAAAAAUUGAUCGACAGUGGCAGUCGCAGGCCGUGAAAUGUUUGGUCAGUACAUUGGAUAAAAGGGAAGAAUGUGAAGAAAAAAUUGAUCUGACGAAAUUCUGGGAAAUCGAGGAAUUGCAUCCAGAACGAGAAAUGACGGCCGCAGAACAAGAAUGUGAAAAAUUUCUACACCAGCACCAUCAAAAGGAUACAGAUGGGAAAUAUAUAGCAAAAAUUCCAUUCAAAGCAGACAUGGGUCCAGAAACGUUGGGGAAUUCCAGAGGACAGUGCAUGGCUAGAUUCCUGCAGUUGGAAAAACGAUUCGCUCAGGAUCCAACAUUGAAAGAAGAGUACACCAAAGGUAAUUAG